Meloidogyne enterolobii is the source of this 270-nucleotide messenger RNA. The record is from the annotation of a GenBank genome assembly. NCBI's taxonomy places the organism in Eukaryota, Metazoa, Nematoda, Chromadorea, Rhabditida, Meloidogynidae.
AUGGAGCAAAUACCACGUUUAUCGGAGGAUGUUCUCUAUAUUAUUUCUGAAAAAUUACUUUUUAAAAAAUUAUGUGGUCAGAUUGAUUUGCGAACGACAAAUGGUUAUACUCUUUUUAUGUUUCACAGUUUAAGGAAUAUGAGAGCUUUGCUUUCUCAUUUUUCUAAAAUGAAGCAUCUAGAUCUUUCUGUUUCUGACAAUGAUUGUCUUAUUAAAUUUUACAAAGAAGAAAUUCCACUAACAAAACGUAUAGUGAGUGUAUUUAAAUAA